Molecule: messenger RNA, 927 nt
Organism: Trichogramma pretiosum
Lineage: Eukaryota; Metazoa; Arthropoda; Insecta; Hymenoptera; Trichogrammatidae
Exons: 8
Coding region: 1-927 (308 amino acids)
Biological process (GO): sensory perception of smell; detection of chemical stimulus involved in sensory perception of smell
Cellular component (GO): plasma membrane
Molecular function (GO): odorant binding; olfactory receptor activity
Source: RefSeq, a predicted model, not a curated record
AUGUCAGUGGGUGUCUAUGGAGGUAUUGUUGUUUUAGUAAUAAGUUGCUUGCCGAGUCAAUUAAUAAAUGAUUCUAGCAGUGAAAUUGGACUUGCAUGUUACAGGAGUAACUGGUAUCAGUGGGAGCCUAAAAUUAGAUUGGCUUAUCUUUUGGUUAUGAUAAGGACAUCGAGCCCAUGUGGUUGGAAAGGCACAAAAUUUUUUGAAAAUGACGAUGCAUUCUUCGGCUAUAUUUUAUUGUAUGAAAUUACAGUUAGUAUUUUCUUCCUAACAUUUAUUUCAUUGAGUAUAGGAUCUUACAUAUUUUAUAGUUAUCUUAUCAUUAUUCGAUUUCAACAAAUAAGUAAAAAAUUUGAAACCCUGCAAUUAGAUCAACUAAACACUUACAAUUUAGAAUUGUCUGAUGAUAAAAUUCAAGUUGAUGUAAUUGCUACCAUUAAAAAACAUGACAAAUGUAUCAAUUACAGGAGUAAUUGGUAUCAGUGGGAACCAAAAGUUAGAUUAGCUUAUCUGUUAGUGAUGAUAAGAACAUCGAGCCCAUAUGAGUGGAAAGCUGGACCAAUUUUUGUCUUGAAUUUUGAAAUGGUUGCUUUUGCUUUGGUCCAAUUCAAAAAAGGAUUUGUAACGGAUGCUUUGCAGAUGGGCUUUGGUUUUUUAUCUUGUAUCAUUACUUUAGUGUUACUUUGCAUCCCGAGUCAAUUUAUUAUCGAUGUUAGUGAUAAAGUUGGUCAUGCAUGCUACUUCAAUACUAAUUGGUACGAGUGGAAACCGAAAGACAGAUUGGUUAUACGGAGGACCUUAAUGAGAACUUUAUAUCCUUGCGGUUGGAAAGCCGGUCCCAGUAUCACGUUAAACUUACGAACGGCGGCUUUUGUCAUUAAGACAGCAAUGUCAUACGUCAUGACAAUGAUAUCAAUUUACGCGUAA